AUGCUCGAUCUACUCAACUCCCCCGUGUUUCCCCUGGAGGAGUUGUCUACACAGACGUAUGUGAAAUUACCCAAACACCCGCAUGCAGAGUCGAAAUCGGUGAAACUAUACAUCAUUUUGGCAGAGCCACACCUAUUCUUGGAGGGAUUCGAGAAGGCAGAGUACCAGUCGAGACCGCCAGCCAUUCUACGUGGAUGCUUGUUUCUCCGGAUCUUGCAUCCAGUGAAAAUUAAAGACAUCACACUCAAAUUUAAGGGUACGUCGAGAACAGAGUGGCCAGAAGGUAUACCUCCAAGGAAAGUUGAAAACAUUGAAGAAAAAGGACUAAUCAACCAUACAUGGCCAUUCUAUAACCAUUUGAAUCACUAUCCUACUUUGCCAAACUCAAGGAACAACGCCGAUAUUUACAUCCCCAAACCAAAUUCAGACGUUUCCAAUUUCUCGCUCGAUGCUUCACUAUCCCCUGUAACGUCCUUCACAGAUAUAAAGCCAAUCAAAUCUCCAACGUCCAUCUUGAAAUCUUUCAGAAGUCCCACUUCUUCUUUGAGUUUGACCGAUAUCAAAUCUUCAAAAUCCAAUUCUGCACUCGACGAAAAAGUGUUCCACCCAGGAGAUUACGUCUAUUCCUUUGAAUUGCCAAUUCAAUCGUCUCUGCCGGAAACUGUUAAUGCCACCUUUGGAUCCAUCUCUUAUUUUCUAGAGGCACACGUGGAGAGACGCGGAGCUUUUAAGACUAGUUUAACUGCUAGACGGCCCGUUAGCAUAAUAAGGAUCCCAUUUGAAAGUUCAAGUGAAGAAAAUGAACCAAUAAUUAUUGACAGAGACUGGGAAAAUAAGUUGCAGUAUGACAUUGCUAUCUAUUCCAAACAGGUCAUUUUGAACUCUUAUUUACCCAUAUCUUUUAGAAUGAUACCACUUGACAAACUUAAGGUUCAUCGUAUUAGGGUAUAUAUAACCGAACAUCUGGAAUAUUAUUGUCAUAACAAAAAAGUUCAUCGCACAGAGCCGCCAAAGAAAAUCUUACUCUUGGAACAUAAACCUGUCAAACCAAACGAUAACUUACUGUCAUUAGGUGAUGAUGAAAUCGGAGGCGUGGAAUUAGAUUUCCAGGUUUUCAUACCUGAAUAUUAUACUGAUAGAUUGAAGUUACACCAUGAUACAUCUAGCGAAGAUAUUCAAGCCCAUCAUUGGAUCAAAAUUUGUAUCAGGAUUUCCAAAUCUGAACCAACCCCAGAAGACCCUGACAAACGCAAACAGUAUGAACUAUCAAUAGAUUCUCCAUUGCACAUUUUGAGCCCCCAUUGUGUCCAUGCAAAUACCUUACUUCCCUCCUAUGACGAGCAAAUAAGACUUGAUUGCACAAACUCGGAUAAUACUUCAAAUAAAACGUUGACACCUAGGGCAGCAGCAACAACAACACCAAUCCAUCCACCCCAAACAAGGCAAUCAAUUGAUAAAAUGAUGACACCAAGGGAGGACACCAUUCUGGACUCUAACUUGUUUAAACCAGACGAUUCAACACCAAUAGAACUGUUGUCAACACAGGCAAAACCAUUUUCACCGAUUGCAUCCCCCCAGUUGAACGCAAUUAACCCAGAACUAAGAGAUUCUCCCAUCAUCAGACCAUUGGAUUUGUCUCCGGUUUCAUCACCAGUCCCAAGACAAUCGAGAUCGAAAACAAGCUCGUCAGCUCGAAGCAGGACAAUGUCUCCAAUGAGUAGAUCGAAUUCUGCCCUGCCGCAUCUGAUGAUGGCAAGGAUGUCCUCACAGUCUUCCCUGCACGAUGAACCUCCACCACCUCCGUUUGUUGAAAACCCACCCUCUUAUGAGGAGGCAGUGAAGAAAUCAUCCCAAACAGCAACAGCAACAACGACAACGACAUCGACGUCACUUUCAGUAGCGACGUCUGUUUCCACAACAUCGAAGCCUAGGACCGAUAGGACAAACUCAACAUCUUCGCAUUCCUUAAAUUCGAACAAUUCGGGAAGUUCAGGAAUUUCCUUCAAAGUUAAGCGUGUUUCACACUCCAAGUCGUCAACUUCUUCUUCACAGAUACCUGAAGGCAGACAAGGCUCUAAUUCUACAACCAACUCUACAUCUGUUUCCAAUCCUUCUGUUAAUCAACACAAAAAUAUAAAUACCGAUAUGGGUACUACAAGGAUCUCACUCAACUUGAGCUCUACCAAAUUACCACAAACAUUGUCUAGGCUAGGGUCUACGAUGAAUAUGAACAAUUCAAGUUCCUCAAUGACACCAACCGAGACGGAGACUCCAUCUAUUUCAUCACAGCUUCAAUCACCACAAGAUGAAGCGGAUGUUAGAGGCGGCACUACUCAGGAGAGAAAUAAACAAAUCCGAGGUCGAAUCAUGAGAAAUACACCAUCGUUUGAUCUGGCACAAGAUACGGAUCUGAAGUUCAAAAUCACACCAAUCAGAAGCCCAAGUGUCUCGCCAGCUCCAUAUAACAGAUCAUCAUCAUCAUCAUCAUCAUCAUCAUCAUCCCCGUCGCAUGUACGCUCUGCAUCCCCCGCACCAAUGGUUGCAAACGACCGCAACUUGAACAAACUAGUGAAAUGUUCCUUCACUCCGGGAUUUUCCAUCCAACCUAGCACUAGCAGUCCCUUGAUCAAUUCAAUCAGUACUAGUGCACCAGACUCUCAACUCCCCAAUAUUAGCAUCACCAAUUCCAAUUCGGAUGGUACCGAUGAGACCAACCAUAUAAUAGACCCCCUAUUAGAAGGAAAUGCCUCAGAUGUCUCAUCCACGGAGGACAUCACCGAAAAUGCGCAUCCUCAUAGCAUUUUGAGUGAUUCGUAUCAUCUACACUCCAAUACACUGGGAUCGUUGAAUACACUAGACAUUAUUCCUACAUCGGGCGACGAGCGGUUGUUGAAAAACAGCCUCAGCGGUCCUUCCUCUUCAACAGCAGACGUCAGCCGUCCCUUCUUUAACGAGACAGCCCUAAACUACCUUGGGAAUAACACGGGAACCACUUUUCUCACCAACUUUGAGGAUACAGACAUCACCAGCAUGGACAAACGUUGA
This is a messenger RNA of Pichia kudriavzevii, 3045 nucleotides long. RefSeq lists its product as uncharacterized. Gene Ontology annotation, biological process: ubiquitin-dependent endocytosis. Bases 1 to 3045 code for a protein of 1014 amino acids. Gene Ontology annotation, cellular component: cytosol; cytoplasm. Gene Ontology annotation, molecular function: protein-macromolecule adaptor activity; ubiquitin protein ligase binding. NCBI's taxonomy places the organism in Eukaryota, Fungi, Ascomycota, Pichiomycetes, Pichiales, Pichiaceae. The record is from RefSeq and is a predicted model, not a curated record. The transcript has a single exon.